This is a messenger RNA of Colletotrichum abscissum, 1767 nucleotides long. RefSeq lists its product as uncharacterized. The record is from RefSeq and is a predicted model, not a curated record. The transcript has a single exon. Lineage: Eukaryota; Fungi; Ascomycota; Sordariomycetes; Glomerellales; Glomerellaceae. Bases 1 to 1767 code for a protein of 588 amino acids.
AUGGCCACCGCCCCGGAUGCUGCAGCCCAGCAGCCCAACGACACCACGACCGUUCCCACGACACCUCAAGACACCAAUGUCCUCGCAUUGGACUCAUCACAAGUGACACUCCCCUCUACUGAAGUGCCCGCAUCGCCCGCCGAAUCCAACCAAUCAUUCAAGACCGAAGUCAACGACGACCGUCUGAGCUCCUCCGCCGUCAUCCCCUCGUCCUUGACACCGCCGCCCUCGUCACAAUUGCUUGCGCACACUGGCAACGGCGUUCUGCAGACCGCAUACGGCGCCUCCCAGCGAUCCGCUCUCUUCUCUCCGCCCGCCACAGGCCACAACGCGACGGUACGACGAGAUGGAGGUCUUGGGACUGAAUAUAUCCCACCCGCCCCUCAGCAGGUUGUCGAAGCCACCGCAGACGAACUUCGAGCCAUGAUGCAGGCUAGUAUCGCAGAACACGCAAAGCUGAAGAUGGAGGCCGCGCACCACAAGCUCCAGUACAACUUGCUGAGCCUCCAGGCGGACGAGGAUGCCAAGAGGGCAGCCGUGGAGCACGAGAUGACCAGGCGAGAGAUCGAGGCCCUGAGGACAGCAGAGUACUCCCGUCAUGCUGUCCGCGAACUCAGCGCUGCAUCAGAGUCGGCGCAGAUGAAGUACCUCCAGAUGAAGAUGUGGUACGAAGAGGCCAUGGACGAGAACGAGGGCCUCGUGCGACGAGUCAAGAUGGCAAAGAAGGUUAUUUCACACAAGGAGGAGGAAAUUAUUGGCCUCACAGAGGAGCGCGACAUGCUACUCAACCGCAUCCGGGAGAAUCGGGAACACUUUCACAUGCUGUGCAGCCCCGGCGGAAUCUUUCACGGUGCCAUGACGCCCAAGCAGGCCACCGUCUCAACUCCCCAGCAGCCUCACCGAGCUACUCCCAAGCAGCAGACGCCUCGGUCGGCCAACCGCGAGGCCAGGGUGGUCGACCGAGACCACGGCCCCGAGCCCAUUGCGGCUCUGCUGCAGGCCCUCAGCCAGGACAACAACAGCGCGCCCUCGACGCCCACGACAGCGGUCAGACCCGCGCCCCGCAUGCCUCCCAAGCACACCCGAAACGCACAGUCUCUAUCUGCCCUGCCAACGACGCCGCUCUCCCGCACCCAGCGCCAUGAGCAGCAAUCUGGCCUCUUGCCCUCUGUGAACCUGGUCCCUCAGAGCGAGCCUCGGUACCGGUACAGCAACUCACAAAUGAUUCCUGGCACGCCGCCACCGGCCAUCCAGGAGCGGGUCCAAGAGCGCGCUCGCAAGAGCCGCGAGAGCACUAUUUCGGCCGAUGACAACGAGGAGCUCGCCCGCCAGGCUCUCGAGUCCGUCGCCAAGUCGGCCUCGUUUCUUUCGCAAGCAUCCCGCAACUCCCGUGGCGCUCGCCGUCCCCUCCCCGGCGGCAGCGGCAACGAGGACGAGGAGGAAGUUUACGAGAGCCAAGCGAGCCAGGCAGCGUCAGAGAUGUUGCGCCGCGAUCCGCGUGAGAGCUUCGAAGUUGCCAGCUCAGUGGGCUCUCGCGACGGCACACCUGCGCCGGCAGAGAAGAGCGCCAGACUCCAGGCGAAGCUGUUCUCUGGCAUUACUAAGAGUGGUGCAGACAAGCGCAAGUUCAAUGGGGGUGUGCCUAACGGGCACGGUCAAGAGGCACGAUCGGACAUGGUGAGCCCGACCAAGAAGAUGCGAGUGGGCGGUCCCCUUGGCGGCGACAACCCAAAGGUCGGACUUGGGAUCCAGUACGGUUACAGCUGA